Oryza brachyantha (malo sina) is the source of this 1317-nucleotide messenger RNA. RefSeq names its product anthocyanin regulatory C1 protein-like. The coding region runs from base 40 to 1023 and encodes 327 amino acids. NCBI's taxonomy places the organism in Eukaryota, Viridiplantae, Streptophyta, Magnoliopsida, Poales, Poaceae. The record is from RefSeq and is a predicted model, not a curated record. The transcript is spliced from 3 exons.
GUGUUGGAGGUAGCUAGUAGCUUAAGCCAGGCGAUCGAGAUGGGGAGGAAGCCGUGCUGCGCGAAGGAGGGGCUGAACAGAGGGGCAUGGACGGCGACGGAGGACGACGUGCUGGUCUCCUACAUCGCCGAGCACGGCGAAGGCAAGUGGGGAGCCCUCCCAAACCGAGCCGGGCUGAAGCGGUGCGGGAAGAGCUGCCGGCUCCGGUGGCUGAACUACCUCCGGCCGGGCAUCAAGAGGGGCAACAUCUCCGGCGACGAGGAGGAGCUCAUCCUCAGGCUGCACACUCUCCUCGGCAACAGAUGGUCGCUGAUCGCCGGGAGGCUGCCGGGGCGAACAGACAAUGAAAUCAAGAACUACUGGAACAGCACCCUCAGCAAGAGGGCCACGCGACGACGGAUCACCACCACCACCACCAUGCCGGCGGCCACCAGCAGCGCUUCACGCCGGCGGUCGCCGGAGCCCCGCGCGGUCGUCAGCCCGAUCCGGACCAAGGCGCUGCGGUGCAACAACAACAGGGCGCUGCAGCAUGCCGCCGCCGCCGCCGCUUGCUGCAGCCACGACGGCCGUCCACCGGGGAUCGCGCCACCGGGAGACGGCGAUCCCGCAGGAGAGGCAGCGGCGGCGGCGGCGGCGGCGGCGGCUGAUAAGGUGGCCGCGCCGCAGGCGGUACUGCUGCAGCAGCAGCAGCAAGAGUUGGCCGGGGUGGAUGACGACGACUUGCUGCCGGCCGUUUGUAUCGACCUCGACUUGGACGACAUCGAGCUGGGACUCGACGGCUUCCUGAGCCCGUGGAACGGCGGCGGCCACGACGCCGCCGGAGCGGGGCCGACGACGCCUAUUGGCUAUGACCUCGCUGGCGGCGGCGAGGCUGUAGACCUGGAGGCUCUGCUGCUGGGGCAGCUGGAAGCGGGGGAAGACGUCGACGGUGACCGCCACCAUCAACAACAGCAGCAGCAGGAGGUGCCUUCCUCGUCUCCGGGGAACGAGGACGACUACCUGGAGUUGGCACCAUGGCUCUGAUAUAUAGCUGCAUCCGCAUCCAUGGAUCAUCAUUCUGCAAUCCGUCGAAUGCUCUGAGUCGAUCGAAAAAGAUGAGUGAUGAUCAUCGAUCAACUAAGCGUGGGAUUAAGCUAAGCUAGCUUCUGAAGAAUUAUUGACGUAGUCAGAUGAUCAGCUCCUCCGUCUCACUGUGCAGAUUAUAAUGGAGCAGGAUCAAUAAACCCCAACAAACUGCGCAUUGAUCAAAAUAUGAACAGUGUAUAUACUGACUAAGUAAGAAAAGCUGUGGAAAAAGAAAAGUGCAGUGAUUCUCUU